Molecule: messenger RNA, 1271 nt
Organism: Moneuplotes crassus
Lineage: Eukaryota; Ciliophora; Spirotrichea; Euplotida; Euplotidae
Source: the annotation of a GenBank genome assembly
UAAAUUUAAAUUGAAUGAAUCAAGAUGAUUUAGAGGAAGAACAUAAGAAUCUUCCUCCCACUAUUGAAGAUAAACUAAACUCGAUGCAGACAUUUGUGGAUCAGAAGGAAUUUGUUGUCAUUGAUAACGGAACAGGGUUUAUCAAGUGUGGGUUUUCAGGAGAAGAUCUUCCCAGAGUCAGUAUCCCCACUGUUAUGGGGGUGAAAGAGAUUAUUAUAGAACCUUCCCAAACUAAUGACCAAGGAGGAAAGAAGUACAGCAGAAUUUAUGGAGAGAGAGCACAAGAUAAUAGUCAUGAGUAUGAUAUCACUUAUCCUAUCAAAAGAGGAGUGAUUGAAGAUUUUGAUACAAUGAAGUAUUGCUGGCACCAUCUUUUGUCUCACAAAAAUAUGCACAAUCAGAAGAAAUGCAAUUUGUUGAUUACUGAUUCUCCUCUUAAUCAUAAGGAUAAUAAGAUAAAAAUGGCAGAGUAUCUGUUUGACAAGCUUAAAGAUCACAACAUUGCAAUUGAUUCCUUAAAUAUCAUGAAUAGCUCUGUUUUGUCUCUUUUCGCAAGUGGAAGAACAAGCGGAAUAGUAGUUGAAUCAGGGCAAGGAAUUACCACUGCUGUACCUAUCUUUGAGGGAUAUGCCCUCCCACAUGCCAUUAAAUCUAUCAAUUUAGCAGGAGAAGAUGUGACAUUCAACUUAUUAGAUAGUCUCAUGGCCCAAGGAAUCGAAGUGGACAAUAGUAACAUCAACCACAUAAGAAAGAUUAAAGAGCAAAUGUGUUCAGUAGCCUUAGAUUAUGACAGAGCUAUUAAUUCUUCAGAUCCAUUAAGAGAGGAAUCGUGACUUUAUGAACUUCCAGAUGAUAAAGGAAUUAUAAAAGUUGAUCAUAAAAUUCGCUUUAAUGCAACUGAGCUCUUAUUCAACCCUGAGAUUAUUGGGUGUGAUAUUCCAAGUAUUCCUCAAAUAGCUUAUGAUUCUAUUUACAAGUGAGAUCAGGAUCUUCAAAUUACAUUAUUCAACAACAUAAUCUUGACUGGAGGUACUUCUCUGCUUCCUGGAUUUAAAGAUAGAUUCGAGCAAGAUCUGUAUGAGUUAGCAGCUCAUACUGCCAGAACUGACAUUAAAAUAGACAUAGAUUUACCAAGAAGACACUCAGCAUGGGUAGGUGGCUCAAUGAUAGCCAGCUUAUCUACCUUCGAUGAUAUGACUAUCAAGGCUACUGAUUACGAAGAGAAUCCUGAGCUUCAUGAUGAUGCUGUACUAAAAAAGCUGGUAUUCUAA